AUGACUGACCAAGAUGCCGCGAUGGCCAAGGCUAUAAGCAUUGUUUUUCCCAAUGUUAUACAUCGUCUGUGUAUAUGGCACAUAGGGAAAAAUUCCAUCAACAAUAUAAAAGCAUUGAGGGGAAAGGCUGGAUUUGUGGAUCUAUUCAAUUAUGUGCUAAAACAUUGUGAGACCAAGAGUGAGUUCAAGCACUACUGGAGAAGUAUGAUUACCAAGUACAAGUGUGCUGCAUGUCCUUGGUUGAUUAAGUUGUACAAGUUAAGGAAGAUGUGGUGUCCAGUUUACUCCAAGGAUUACUUCUUAGGGGGGGUGCUGUCUUCUCAAAGAAGUGAGACUACAAACUAUUCCUUGAAUCAAAGGCUUCAUAGCAUGCAAGGCCUUUGCGAUUUCUACAAGGUUUUUAUAGAUGUUGUUGAGGAAUGGAGGGAUAGGGAGAAUGGUGAAGAUUACAAUGCACUUAAUGGCAACAAACAUCUAGCAUUUGUAGAUGUUAAGUUACUAAAUGAGGCGAAGAAGAUAUACAUUGUGGCUGUGUAUUUGACAUUCAAGGAAAAUUUCAUAAGAGGUGCGUCAUUUUGCCAGAAACUAGUCAAGUAUGAUCCCCCUUUCUUUGAAUACCAUGUGGGCCGCAUUGAGAAAGAAUAUCUAAUGCAUCUUGUUAGAUUUUACCAACAAAAUAUGACAAUUGAUUGCACAUGCAAGUAUUUCACUGAGAUGGGUUUAUUGUGUUCCCAUUCAUUGAGGAUUUUUCACAUACAUAAUGUUGAAAAAAUUCCCCAAAGAUACAUUUUGGGUAGAUGGGCAAAACAUGCUAUGUGUACAAGAGUUGAUGAUGACGUUGGGAAGGAUAUAAACAUUCUUCAAGCGUCGGUGUGGCAUGUUCAAACUACAAGGGAUGCUUUAUCCAUAAUCAAUUCAACUCAACAUGACAUAGCUGCUAGGAAGGUUGUGGAGAAUGAUUUAAGUGAUUUGAAGUCAAAGGUUGGGUUGCUUAUUGGGAAGGUUGAUGAAUCAAUCACAAUUGAUGACGUGCAAAAUUUGUUAUAUCCUGUUGUGAAAGAUCCACCUAAAAAGAGGAAGAAAGGAACUAGAAAUGUAAGGUUGAAAAGCACAGUGGCGAAGCAGGUGAACAGGGUAAGAGGGUGGAAGAAAACUGCUGAGAAAGCUGCAUUGAGGAACAAGGCAAAAGCGCAAAAAUCUGUCCAGGAAUACAUUGAUAUCCCUAAAGAAAGCACUGUAGCUCACUCAACACAGAACAAGUCUCUUCUUGAUGUGUAUGGCCCUGAUGAUUAUUUCCCUAUUAACCACAUCCCUGGGGAAGGUAGUAAAGUUGAGCAGCCGCAUCACAAAGCCGCUUUGGAAGUCUACCACGAAUAUUCUGAGAAGCUGUUCGGUAGUGAACAUGAAGGUAUUGAUAAUGUACAUGCUAAAGAUAUGGGUAAAGAAGUUUGUAUUUUGGCACCUAAUGUGAUGUAUAAAUGGUGA
Molecule: messenger RNA, 1485 nt
Organism: Beta vulgaris subsp. vulgaris (sugar beet)
Lineage: Eukaryota; Viridiplantae; Streptophyta; Magnoliopsida; Caryophyllales; Amaranthaceae
Product: protein FAR1-RELATED SEQUENCE 5-like
Exons: 4
Coding region: 1-1485 (494 amino acids)
Biological process (GO): regulation of DNA-templated transcription
Molecular function (GO): zinc ion binding
Source: RefSeq, a predicted model, not a curated record